AGUUGGAUGGCAGGCAGUUGCUCGGCUGACACGUAACUAAAGUUAAAGGUGCUACGGAGGCCUCGUCGUGGAGCGGAGUUUCAACUUUUCCGUAAGCUUGUCAGAACUGCGUCGGUAACGUUAAAGUCUGCGGCGGCGGAAAGAGACGCAAGCGGGGGGUCGUCAGCGUGGGUUAGAGCCGCAUUUCAACCGGGCAGAGUUUGACUUGAAGUCAAGCGAAAAUCUGAGCGGCUACUUUGAAGUUGCAGGAGAGAGUCGCUGCUGGAUGUAGCUAUGCUAAAAUAAUGUACACAAACGCAAUUGGUAGCAGCUAACUCGUGUUUUCUGGAAAUGCUCGGGGAGUGAGGUGAGGAGGGGGCUUCUUCGGUCUUCGCCAGGAGGGUAACAAAAAAAAACAAAAAAAAAAAGUUGGGACGGAACUUUCCAGCAGCAGAGACGGGGCUUUCUGGCUCAGACAGCGGGGAGGGGUGCGGGUCCAACAUGGGAAACGGGGUGUGCUCCCGGAGGCAGCGGAGGAUCUUCCAGUGUCUGCUGCUGGUCACCGUGGUCUGCGGGAUGAUGUACGGGGGCAUGAUAUCGUAUGAAAUGCACAGACAACUCAGGAGGACGGAGGCGAUGGCGCUCAAGUAUCAGCAACACCAGGAGUCCCUCUCGGCUCAGCUCCAAGUGGUGUAUGAGCACCGCUCCAGGUUGGAGAAGUCUCUUCAGAAGGAGAGGUUAGAGCACAAAAAGGCCAAAGAAGAUUAUCUAGUUUAUAAACUCGAAGCACAACAGUCACUGAACAAGGAGAAGCAAGACUCCAGCAGCAGAUUCAGCUCUUUACAAGUGCAACAUCAGAUGUUAAAGAAUCAGCAUGAGGACCUGAAGAGGCAGUAUUACGAACUGCAGGAGCAGCACCAAGUCCAGGGCGAGGACCACAGCCGGCUGCUGGACGAACACAAGGACCGCUUCGAGAAACUGCAGCAAACCAAAGAGGUGGAAGUCUCCCAACUCAAAGAAAAUGUAUAUAACCUAAGAGAGGAGAACAAGCAACUGAGGAAAGCUCACCAUGACAUUCACACACAGCUGCAGGAUGCACAGGUCCAACAUCAGGACCUGAAAGCAUCCCACGACCAGCUUGCACUGACACUGGAAGACCACAAGAGUGCGCUGGCUGCAGCUCAGAUGCAGGUGGAUGAAUACAAGCAGCUCAAGGAAUCCCUAAACAGGGUGCCCAACCUGGCAGAGCAUCAGCAAAACCAUAUCCCUCAGCAGCUACAGGCAGCCAACAUAGGACCAGAGUCCCAUGGCCAUGAAAGCCAGCAGGAUACCUUACUGCAGGAGACACAUAAAGAGGGCGUCAUCCAUGAAGAUCACCAGGCUCACCAGGACACUGAUACAAGGUUGGACCACACAGUUGAAGAAGUGCACGCCCAGUCCGAGAUGAAGCCACACACCACUGUAUCCCAGCACGACCAGGCCGAGAGAGACGAAGAUGGAGAGGGAGAGGCCGAGAGGAGGAGGGAGCUGGCGGAGGAGGAGAUGGCCCAAGCAGGACAGCCUCAGAAGCUGGAGGAGGAUCCUGACCAACUACAGGAGGAAGAGGAGGAACCAGAACAGGACCAGCCAGACGAGAACGCCUUGGACCGACACAGACGCCAGCCUCAGCCGGAUCCCAAUGUUGAGCUGCAUCAGGAGCCACAGCUGCAGCACCAGGCACCAGCCCAGGUGGAACAUGUGAAGUCAGCCUACGAGCAGCAGCAGGAGCAGCAGCGCCUGGAGGCUCAGAGGGCCGAAGAGCGCAGGCAGAUCCAGAUGCGACAGGAGAGCCUGCAGGCCCAGAGGGAGAGGGUGCUAAAGGAGAGAGAGCAGAGGCUGAAGGAGGAGAAGGAAAGAGAGCAGCAGCAGCACAGAGAUGCCGACAGACGGGAGCAGCAGCUGAGAGAGGAGCACCAAAGGAAGAGGACAGAGUAUGAGAACAUUGACAAUGACAUAGUCCAAGGAGAAGAGGAAGGUCACACUGACGAUGAAGAAGAUAGAGAUGUUCACAUGUUACAUGAGGAGGAGGAGAAGCAAGAGGUGGAUCACAGAGUGCCUCCACAUCAGCAGGGUGCUGUCGAAGGUGAGCUGGACCCCGAGGAUGACCCCAACAACCAGGGAGAGGAUGAGUUUGAAGAAGCCGAGGAUGAACGGCCGCCGCACAGGGUUGCUGAAGAGGAAGAAGACAUUGUAGAAGAGGAAGAGGAGCCGGCAGUGCCAGCCCAGCGUGUAGACGCACACCCAGGACCCGACCAACCUGCUGUGGAGGAGGAACUAGUGAUGGCUGGAAACCCAGAUCAACAAGAAGAUAAUCUGGAUGACCAGUACCAAGAGGAAGAUGAGGCCCAGGAGGACAUAGCUGGUGGGCAGAAGAGAGAGGAGGUAGAAGAGGAAGGAGAGGACCCAUAUAACGAGGAGAACAUGGAUGAAGUAAAACACCAGGAAGGACCAAGAAAGGAGGGAGAUCACAGACAUGGCAUGAACAAUAACGAGGAAGAGAAUUACGAGGAGGAAGAAGAGGAGGUAGAGGAGGAUACAGCUGGUCGAGACAAGGGAACCAAUCGGAGGGCAGAAAUGUAGGAGGGGCGUGAACAUUGACCAGUUGCGGUGCCUUUUUGGCUGCCUGUAGAGCCAGUCAGGUCUUUCUUUCUCUUGAUUCCCAAAGGAAUAAAACCAGCCAUCCAUUCAGAAUUCCAGUUAGGAAAAUUGGGAUACCAUGCCUGGAAGAUGGGGAUGCUAUUCUAAACACUGUGGGGUUGGAACGGAUCAGCUUACACUGUGGAAAAGGACACACUUGCAGGGCGCAAAGGGGAUAUAUACUGUAUAUUUUUUUUAUUUGUUGGCUUUUCUGUCUACUCGCACGUCUGCCUGAUUGCCUGUUUGGUUCUGUUUUUGUUUUAACAGCAGUCAAACUGAGAAUGUAUUUUUAUCAAUGUGCUGUCUUCGAGUAUGUGUAAAGAAAGCAAAGAUAAAUUAUGUUAUUCUAAAUGUCCUCAUGUGCAGGCCUCUGUAUGUAUGUUUUCUGUAGACGGUUUUAUUCUUUGUAGAGCUCAAAUGUUAAUUUACAUCUUGCAUUCCAAUCGAUCAAGUCGUUUUCUGUUAUUUAUUGUUGACGGUAACAACUCUGACAAUCGUAUAAGGUGCAACAUUUCUAUUUUUUUCCCCUGACUGAAGUAGUUUGUGUCCUACCGACUUUCACAAACUUCUUGAGGCUGAUACACGGGAGCAUUUUCACCGGAUCUUUCUGCAAAUGCCAAUCAGUGACAUUUCAGGUGAAGCUGUUCUUUGCUCUUAGUGUCACACUGACAUGUGCCUUUCUGUUCUUGGAAACCUUGUUUAGGUUGUAGUCAUUUGAAAUUUGGUAAAGCAUUUUAUUAGGACAGGAGAGAUACAAGCAUGUCAGUUAGUGCUGCAGCUCUUGUAUAAUGCUUCAGCAGUGCCUUAAACGGUGAACUAUUUCAUGUCAACUGUUGGUGUGAAUUCAAUUCACAAACCUAAUGCAUUUCACUGCAGCAACUUUAGUCUACUGUACAAUGUAUAGUAAAAUGAAUGCUGUCUAUGUGUACAUUUCUUACUGGUUAUAUUUGAUACAAAAAAGUGGGAUUUUGAUAGUAUUGAACCAUGUUUGUCAUCUGAAUGGUGUGUGUGGAAUAAAGAGGUCAAAGGAUUUCAGUUAA
This is a messenger RNA of Stegastes partitus (bicolor damselfish), 3695 nucleotides long. RefSeq names its product golgi integral membrane protein 4a (gene golim4a). Lineage: Eukaryota; Metazoa; Chordata; Actinopteri; Pomacentridae. The record is from RefSeq and is a predicted model, not a curated record. The transcript is spliced from 16 exons. Gene Ontology annotation, cellular component: Golgi membrane; Golgi apparatus. Bases 481 to 2598 code for a protein of 705 amino acids.